Messenger RNA from Triplophysa dalaica, 2195 nucleotides. RefSeq names its product interferon regulatory factor 2 binding protein 2b (gene irf2bp2b). The transcript is spliced from 2 exons. Gene Ontology annotation, biological process: regulation of transcription by RNA polymerase II. The coding region runs from base 204 to 1706 and encodes 500 amino acids. Gene Ontology annotation, molecular function: transcription corepressor activity. Lineage: Eukaryota; Metazoa; Chordata; Actinopteri; Cypriniformes; Nemacheilidae. The record is from RefSeq and is a predicted model, not a curated record. Gene Ontology annotation, cellular component: nucleus.
CAUCGCUCCGCUUCCACACCGAGACAGCUCGCGGGCUGAAGCGCACACUGCCAUGAACUUCGGAGCGUAACUUCACCAUUUUCACGCUUUUCGGACGGGCUGGGAAACUACGACGAGAUCUGUGUCGUUUUUCUUCAUCGAGACGAGCAACCUUCGGAGAAUUUACCUGCGCAUUUUUGUCCUUUUCCCGUCAUUUAACCAGAAUGGCGUCGUCGGCGGCGGUCGCUGCCUCGCGCAGGCAGUCGUGCUAUUUGUGCGAUCUGCCGCGCAUGCCGUGGGCGAUGAUUUGGGAUUUUACCGAACCCGUGUGUCGCGGAUGCGUCAACUACGAGGGAGCGGACCGGAUCGAGUUCGUCAUCGAGACCACCCGACAGCUGAAGCGCGCGCACGGCUUCCAGGAGGGCAGGUCACCGGGACCGGUGGGCAAACCGGGGAAAGACGUCCAGCCCCACAACCACGCGGAACCGGGCUCGCGUCCGCCGCAACCCCUGGAUCGGUACCCGCUCGCGUCGGACAGACCCCCUAGACUGGGUUCGGAGUAUCAGGCUGCGCGGCAGGCGAACGGGAUCCCGGUGCCGAACGGAUUCCCGAAGCCCGACGAGCCCCCUGAGCUCAACCGCCAGAGCCCGAACCCGCGUCGGACCGGCGCCGUGCCGCCCACCCUUGUGCCGCUUGGGAACGGGACGCUGCCGGUGCACGCGCUCAACGGCAGGUCAAUGAUGGGCAUCCUACCGGGCGCGCUCACGUCGGAGCACCUGGGGAAGCGAGCGGACGACAUGAAGGACAAGCACCGCGCCGACAGCAUGAGCGACGCGGCUGACGCGCAUAAACGCGUCGAAGACUGGACGCAGAAAGGCAAGACCGUCCGAGACCUGAUGGCGCUGGACACGCGCUUCAAGAAGGAGCACGCGGCGCUGCAGCACAGGAUGGCUUACGACAGCGGCUCCGGUGCAUUAAAAUCAGACCGCGGUAAACACUCUCGGGGCAUUAAAAGGAAACCGUCUCCCGAGCCAGACAGCGAGAGCACCGCGGCCAAGAUGAACGGCGAGGGUCAACAGUGGCUGCCGUCGGAAGUGCUGAAGAUUCCCUCCGUGGCCCUGCCGGGAUUUGCCGCUGCUCCCCCCUCCACCAUCUCUCCCCAUUCGCGCACCACUCCACCGGAGGCGGCCACCGGCAUGCAGAACGGUCCUUCGCCUAUGGCCGCCCUCAUUUUGGCGGCGGACAGUGCCGGCACCGGAUCGCCCAAAGACCAGGUACACUCCACCACCAGCGGUGGUCGCCGUAACAGCGGCAGCCCCCAGUCGCCUGGGCAGAGGCGGCUUGCCCAGAGGGACGGUUUGGGGUCGUCCGGCGGCCCAGGCACGGCGACCGUGCAUGUGCCAGGCAUGGACUCGCAGGCGGGGCACCCGCAGAGCAUUCCGGACUCCUCCGUGCCUCCCGGCAGCGUGCCGCUCUGCUGCACCUUGUGUCACGAGCGCCUGGAGGACACGCAUUUCGUUCAGUGCCCGUCCGUGCCAUCUCACAAGUUCUGCUUCCCAUGCUCCCGCGAGAGCAUCAAACAGCAGGGCGCCACGGGGGAGGUAUACUGCCCCAGUGGGGAGAAAUGCCCGCUGGCGGGUUCCAACGUGCCCUGGGCGUUCAUGCAGGGUGAAAUCGCCACCAUAUUGGCUGGUGACGUGAAAGUGAAAAAGGAACGGGACCCUUGAUGUUUCCACUUGAUUAUUUUUUUUUUUGCAUAAACAAUACCACGACAAUUUACAUGCAUAUACCAUUUCAAACGAUUAUACAUGAAUCAUAUUACACACCACCUGAACGUCAACUAAAGGACAUGUACAUAUGAACUUGAGGGAUCUGUACACAUCGUAAACAUGGCUGUAGCAUUUCUUUGAUCUCCCUUUUUUGAAUACAUUGUGUUUCUAUAUAUAUUUUUGAAGAUGAAAUGGUUGUCCACACUAUAACUCUCUCUCUCUUUAUCUCUCUCUCUCUAUCUCUCUCUAUCUCUCUCUCUUUAUCUCUCUCUAUCUCUCUUUAUCUCUCUCUCUCUCAGUGUAUUAGUAGAGCAGGUGGCAGUCCAUGUUAAACACAGAAUGUGACUAAUACUCUUAAGCACUUGGCAAAAACUGAAACGCUUCUAGCUGUAUUGUAUGCACUUGUUUAAAAUUGCCAAAUACAAUUUCUGAUCUUGUUAUAACAUC